UACACUUUCAGAUGCUGCUUUUCUGUAUCAGCUGGGAAGUACGGUUACAACGAGGAAUACAAAUUAAGAACAAAGAACCCAAAUUCUUUUAAAAAUUCUGGAUCCAAGAGCGAACAAUAUUUGGGAAAGGCUUGCAAUGGUAUUUUCCUGGCGAGAAGAUCCUGGAGCCCAACGCCUGCUGCUCUCGCUUCUAUUCCUCGCAAUUUGGGAAGAGGGGAGCGGCCAGCUCCAUUACUCGGUCCUGGAGGAGGCCAAACACGGCACCUUCGUGGGCCGCAUCGCGCAGGACCUGGGGCUGGAGCUGGAGGACCUGGUGCCCCGCCUGUUCCGGGUGGCGUCCAAGGGCCGCGCGGACCUUCUGGAGGUAAAUCUGCAGAAUGGCAUCUUGUUUGUGAAUUCUCGGAUCGACCGGGAGGAGCUGUGCGGGCGGAGCGCAGAGUGUAGCGUCCACCUGGAGGUGAUCGUGGAGCGGCCGCUGCAGGUUUUCCAUGUGGAGGUGGAAGUGAAAGACAUUAAUGACAAUCCGCCGGUUUUUCCAAUGGCGGUAAAAAACCUGUUUAUUUACGAAUCCCGACAGCCUGGCUCUAGAUUUUCGCUAGAGGGCGCAUCAGAUGCAGACAUAGGUGCAAAUUCGUUGUUGACUUACAGCCUUGAUUCCAGUGAAUAUUUUACUUUGGACGUUAAAAGAAAUGAUGAAGAAAUUAAAUCUCUUGGACUGGUGUUGAAAAAACUUUUAAAUCGAGAGGACAUACCUAAUCAUCAUUUAUUGAUAAAGGCAAUUGAUGGUGGGAAACCAGAACUCACUGGUACAACUCAACUGAAUGUCACCGUUCUAGAUGUGAAUGACAACGCCCCAACGUUUGAGAAGACGGUCUACAAGGUCAGAUUAUUCGAAAAUGCACCAAAUGGUACCUUAGUGGUGAUUGUUAAUGCCUCUGAUUUGGAUGAAGGAAUAAAUAAGGACAUUGAAUAUUCUUUCAAUACAGACAUAUCUGCAGAUAUUCUGUCGAAAUUCCACUUAGACCCAGUAAAUGGAUACAUCAGUGUAAAGGGUAAAAUAGAUUUCGAAGAAACUAAGUCAUAUGAAAUCCAAGUAGAAGCGAUAGAUAAAGGAACUCCCCCAAUGGCAGAUCAUUGCACGGUUCUAGUGGAAAUUGUGGACACCAAUGAUAAUGUACCGGAGUUAUAUAUCAAAUCACUGUCCCUACCUGUAUUAGAAAACUCUCCAGUUGGAACCGUUAUAGCCCUAAUCAGCGUAUCAGACCAAGACUCAGGGGCGAACGGACAAGUGACCUGCUCCCUGACGCCCUACGGCCCCUUCAAGCUGGUGUCCACCUUCAAGAAUUACUACUCGCUGGUGCUGGACAGCGCUCUGGACAGAGAGAGCAUUUCUGACUACACCGUGGUGGUGACAGCGCGGGACGGGGGCUCGCCUUCGCUCUGGGCCACCGCCAGCGUGUCGGUGGAGGUGGCUGACGGGAACGACAACACGGCCCCGCCCACGGUGCUGGUGUCUCUGGUGGACAGCGGCCAGGCGCCUAAGGCCUCUUCGCGGGCGAUGGUGGGCGCUGCUGGCCCCGAGUCGACCCUGGUGGACGUGAACGUGUACCUGAUCAUCGCCAUCUGCGCGGUGUCCAGCCUGCUGGUGCUCACGCUGCUGCUGUACACGGCGCUGCGGUGCUCGGCGCCGCCCCCAGAGGGCGCUUGCGGGCCUGGGAAGCCGACGCUGGUGUGCUCCAGCGCGGUGGGGAGCUGGUCAUACUCUCAGCAGAGGAGGAGUCAGAGGGUGUGCUCUGGGGAGGGCCCUCCCAAGACCGACCUCAUGGCCUUCAGUCCCAGCCUUCCGCCAUGUCCAGUUAGUGGGGAUUCCAGGGAACAACUGGCUGUGGACGUUGAUCUUUCUGAUAAAAUGCAGUAA
This is a messenger RNA of Tupaia belangeri chinensis (Chinese tree shrew), 1918 nucleotides long. Its product is annotated as protocadherin alpha-3. The coding region runs from base 137 to 1918 and encodes 593 amino acids. Gene Ontology annotation, biological process: homophilic cell-cell adhesion. Gene Ontology annotation, molecular function: calcium ion binding. Lineage: Eukaryota; Metazoa; Chordata; Mammalia; Scandentia; Tupaiidae. The record is from RefSeq and is a predicted model, not a curated record. Gene Ontology annotation, cellular component: plasma membrane. The transcript has 3 exons.